Molecule: messenger RNA, 1702 nt
Organism: Melanaphis sacchari
Lineage: Eukaryota; Metazoa; Arthropoda; Insecta; Hemiptera; Aphididae
Gene: BBS4
Product: Bardet-Biedl syndrome 4 protein homolog
Exons: 10
Coding region: 61-1380 (439 amino acids)
Biological process (GO): protein localization to cilium; cilium assembly
Cellular component (GO): ciliary basal body
Molecular function (GO): protein binding
Source: RefSeq, a predicted model, not a curated record
UAUUUUUGUUGUUGUAAUUCUUAUUAAAAUUUUAUUAGUUAAUGAGUAUCGUUUAGUACUAUGGACAAUGGAUUAGUAUCUUAUAAAAAUACAGAACCAAUAAUGCAAGUUUUCAAUAUUCAUGAAAAAUCUGAUUGGAUUAUUUAUAAUCGUUAUAUACAACGAGAUUUGGAAUUAUGUAAAUUAUUAAUUGAUCAAGAGUUACGAAACACUAAGGAUAAUAAUGAAUUUGCAUUUUAUAUAUUGGGAUUAAUAUUUAGAGAAGAAGGUAAGAUAAAAAAUUCAUAUUGGUGUUUUGAUAGAUAUUAUGCUUUGAAUCCAUUGUGUGUCGAAGGAGUCAAACAAAUUGCUCGUUCAUGUUUACUUUUGGGAAGGAAUGAUGAAGCCCAAAAAAUGUACUUGGCAGCAGAAAAAAUGUGCAGAGAACCAGAUACUAAAGUGUAUUACAACCUUGGUCUAUGUUACUUGAACUUAGGAGAAUUGGAAAAAUCUAAAGAAUACUUUCAUCGCACAAUUCAACUAAGUCGAAAUCAAGAUGCUUACGAAAAAUUAGCCUCAAUAUUUGCCAUAGAAAAUAAUUUUAAAAAUGCGAUCAAUAUAUUAAUUUCGGCGUCAAAGUUGUUUCCAUUCAGCACAAAUAUAUCUGUAGACUUGGGUUUGUUGUACAUGAAACAACGUGAUUAUGAUCAAGCAUUUAACGUUCUCGGAAACACACUGUGUCAGGAUCCCGAAAAUCCUAAAGCCCUUCUAACAUUAGCAGCUGAAAUGCAGAGAAAUUGUGGAUACGACGAAGCAUUGGCCAAGUACACUAAAGCUGUUACUGACUUAUCUGAAUGCUCUGAAACAUGGAAUAAUAUUGGAAUGUGCUUCUUUGGAAAACAUAAAUACGUCGCGGCUAUAAGUUGCUUAAAACGUGCCAUUUAUUUGCACCCAUUUAAUUGGAUCGCCUUAUACAACUUGGGCCUUGUGCAUCUAUACACCAGACAGUAUGUUUCAGCAUUUGUAUUCCUUUCAACUUCGGCAAAAUUAAACCCAAAUCAUGCUGGAACUUUUAUGCUUAUUGGAUUGGCAUUAAAUCAUAUGAACGAUACAAGGAAUGCGGAAAAGGCUUAUCGUAAAUCCAUUGAGUUAAAUUCAGAUAAUCCAGAAGCGCUAAUAAAUCUAACAAUUUUGGAAGUUAAUCAAGGAAAAAUGAAAGAAGCCGAAAAAAAUUUCCAUGCUUUUCAAGAAGCAUGCCUAUCGUCUGGUGCCAUAGACAAAGAAAUUAUCGAACUCGGAAAACAAGUAUCGGACGUUCUCGACGGACAACCGCGAUCUCCAGAUAAAAACGACGACGAGAAGCCCGGGCGUGAUGAGCCCUGCUACGCUGAGGUAGAAUAACGUUCCUUUUACAAAUAUUUUUUUCCAGAAAAAAAAUGCAAUUAUAAUUUUAAUAAUAAAUAUCAAAGUAUGUUAUGCAUUAAUUAUAUAAAUAAAUACAUAAUAUAUAACACGCCAAAAUUAGGUACUAAAGUCCUUUAGCUUCCCCUAGAACCGAGCCUACGUUUGCAAGUGGCUCAUAUUAAUUUUAAACAAAAUUGCACAAGUCUGAAAAUUAUAGAAUGGAAAUUAAGUACACGUUAUUGAAAUUUCACCGUAAAAAUUUGAGUAGAAUUUAAACCGUGUUUUAAUAACUUAUAUAAUAUAAGUAUUUAAUAAUUUA